GUCCAAAUUCAACUGCCAAAAAAAAAAAGAAAAAAAAAACACGUUGCGGUUUUACUAUUCAUUUUUAUUUUGCUCUUUACCUUCCCUCCACAAAAUCUAAAUUCUAUUCCAACAUCCCUUCCCCAAUUCACCAAAUCUUCUCUCAAAAUCCCUAAAAUUUUCCGUUUCUCAAAUUCAAUUAAGUUCAAUUCCUCAUGGAUCUCUCUUCAAUGUGCGAUACGCUACCGGUUGCCACUUCCCAAGGCCUAGGGUUUGCGAAAUUGAUUAUCGAUCGCCACCAUUACUUAGCUGGAAACAAUUGGCUUUCCCUCUCCUCCGAUUCAUCCGCCGAUAAUCUCGGAAUCCUACAUGUAUCCGCCGGAAUCGUCCCGGUCGACGCCGUCGCGCCUCCUCCUGUCAAGACCAACUCCUAUAGGACAUUACCUCGAACUCUCCUCCGGAGGAAGCGCCGUACCAAGCGGAAGUUAUUCGGCGGCGAUGAGUUCAACGACGGUGAAGAGUACGUAUUCUUCUUUGGUAGUGAUGGCGGUGAUGGAUAUGGUCCGUUUGGCGGUGGCGGUGGCGGUGGUGGAGGGAACAGUUGGGGUGGGAGUGGUUGGAAUUUUGGAGGCCAAAAUUGGGAUGACUCUUCGUCUUCUUCUCCAUGGACUGUUACGGCUUUGGACUUUGUUUAUGAGGUGAUUUGUUGGAUCGCCUUGUCCAACUGCGUCCAUUUUGCUUUUAAGAAGGUGGUUAGAAUUGUGGCAACUGGGAUCGAGGAAGCUGGCGACAGGGACAAGGUCCCGAUGAGAUUGGCUUCAGUUUGCUGAUUUGGAGAUUCAUUGGACUUGAAACUCGAUGUUAGUGGAAUAGAUGGAAUUUCGGGGUAAGUUUCCUAGUUUUUAUGACAUGGGGAUGGACUGUUUAUUAUGUUGGAGAUCAAUUUGUUAUCAUUGUUUAAAAUAUUUUUGAUUUGCAUGUAGUUCUUCUCAUGUGGUAGUCUCAUGAUUAUAUUUUUAAAUAAAUAGUCUAAAAGUUCUCAUCUUGCACUAGUAAUUCAAUUUUGUCCGGAUUAAUUAUAAUUUAUUUUUUUAUU
This is a messenger RNA of Durio zibethinus, 1075 nucleotides long. Its product is annotated as glycine-rich protein. The record is from RefSeq and is a predicted model, not a curated record. NCBI's taxonomy places the organism in Eukaryota, Viridiplantae, Streptophyta, Magnoliopsida, Malvales, Malvaceae.